GCUCAAGUGGUAGUAAUAUCUAUUCCCAUGAAGAAGAAGGAAUGGGUAAAGAUAGGCCUAAAGCAUAUAGAAGAAGAGUGAAAUGCAAAACGCGAUAUAUAAUAUCUGAUGGUAAAUCGUUUUGAUGAUAGAUAUUGCUCUGGAUUCGCAAAUUGGGGCUUCGCUGUUGCUUACACAACCCAUAAUUACUCUCUCGUCGGAUUCUGCUCUAACUUUUUCCAAUUCUCAAUUCUCAAUUCUCAAUUCUAGGGUUUGCGAAUUUCAAAUUCUCAACAGGACACAACUUGUUCCUAAAAUCUAAAUCGUAGAUGCCUUCGCUUUCGGACAAACAACUGGAAGAGCGGCUUACCACAGCUGGGAAAACUCUUGCUCACCCUCCUUCCUCGCUCGAUCAACUCCUCCCUCUUCUCGAUGGAGUUGAGGAACUUCUAUCAAAAGUGGAGCAGUCUCCUCCCAAAACAAUGCAAACUGCCCUUUCUCCACUAACGGAGGCUCUUGCCAUGGAGGCACUCUUAGAGCAUUCUGAUAUUGAUGUAAAAGUAGGUGUAGCUUCUUGUAUCAGUGAGAUAACCAGGAUCACUGCCCCAGAUGCUCCAUAUGAUGAUGACAAGAUGAAGGAUGUCUUUCAAUUGAUUGUAUCAUCCUUUGAGAAUUUGUCAGACGUUUCCAGCAGAUCCCAUGAUAAGAGGGCCACUAUACUAGAAACUGUGGCCAAAGUAAGGUCCUGUGUAAUCAUGUUGGAUUUAGAAUGUGAUCAGAUGAUUGUUGACAUGUUCCAACACUUCCUGAAAGCUAUUAGAGAUUAUCUUGAUGAACCCAUUAUUGCAAACAUGGAAACUAUUAUGACUCUUGUCAUAGAAGAAAGUGAAGAUAUCUCCCCGGAUCUACUUGCUCCAAUUUUGGCUACCUUGAAAAAAAACAAUCAGGAUGUUACACCAAAAGCAAGGAAAUUGGCUGAAAGAGUAAUAAAGAACUCAGCUGACAAGCUUAGACCUUAUUUAAAACAAGCAGUAAUAUAUUUAAAAACUUCAUUUGAUGAAUAUAGUGAAGUUGUAGCUUCUGUGUGCGAAAAGAACACUGUUACUGUUGGGCAUAGUAAUGAGAGCCUCGUUGUUAAAGACCUUCCGGUAGUCGAGGAAAAGUGUGCCAAUGCAUCUCCAGCUAAGGAUCCAGGAACUUCGGUGGCUCAGGAUGAUGGGGAAGGGACCAACUAUCAGGAUAAAGAUUCCACUGCUAUCAGAUCACCAAAAUCAGUUGUGAGUAAUGGCAUCAAUGAGAUUAAGACCAAUGAAAUUACAACUGAGGCAAAUGCUUCAGAUAAGGUUGAUUCUGAAGGCCAACAUGAUGCAAAUUCAACAUUCAAAGCAGAAACUGAUGAUUGUGAUACACAUAAACCUGAGAAAAUGGAAGCUGAAGCUGAAGUUGAACAAGUGCAAGAGGAAGCAGAAAACCAUGUUACUCCAGAUAGAGAUGUACAUACUUCUCUGAUUGAGGUUAAACCUGUGGAAGAUCCUGAAUCCUUGGACGAAGCAGUGGACGGAAGUGUUGAUGCUUUAACUGAAGCAUCUAAACUUGUUGAGGCUCACAUUGAAGUGUCUAAACCCAUUGAAGCUGUCACUGAAGCAUCUCCGGCACAAAGUGAAAGCCACCCUGAUGAGAGCCUAUCUGAAACAGAGAUAAAAGAAACUAGGGAAGAAAAGUUUGACGAUGAAGAGACGGUAUCUGUUGAUACUGCUCCUAGGAAAGCAUCUGAAGAAGAGUCCAUUUCGGAAGUAAAGAAGCAACGUCAUUCAGGAAAGAAGCUAACUGAUGACUCGUCUGACAAGGAUAGAGCAUCGACUGAUAUAGUUGCAUCAAAGAAUGAUGAUGGCUAUGCAAGUGAUUCUGAAGAGAGAUCACUGGACCAGGCAGAAAAGCCAAAGGAUGCUAGUAAUAAAAAAGAUCAUGGAUCCACAUUGAGGAAGGGAGAUGUAAAAAAGAGUGGACGUGGCAAAUCUACGUCUGAUAAAAAGACUCCAAAAUCUUCAGCAAAGGCAUACCAUGGGAAGGACACAAUUACUCAGAGGAAAUCACAAUUGAAAUCCACUAAACAUGAAGGAGUUCAGGAAGAAACUCCAAGAACAAGCACCAAGAGAAAAAAUACUCCUGGUAAAGGGAAGGCAUCCGAGACCCGUGAGUUAGGGGAGAAUUUGGUUGGUUCAAAGAUUGAAGUGUGGUGGCCGGAAGAUCAGCUGUAUUAUGAGGGUGUGAUUGAUUCAUUUGAUUCUGGAAAGAAGAAGCACAGGGUCUUAUAUAAUGAUGGAGAUGAAGAGAUAUUGAACCUCAAAAAGGAAGAGUGGCGUUUUCUUAACGAGGAUGCGGUUUCAAAUGGGGAUCAGGAUGUUGAGCAUUCAAGUCAUGAUACUUCCUCUGACAUACGAGUAAAGAGGAAAGGUAAUAUGAGCUCUGGAACACCAAGCAAACGCCAAAAGGUGGAGGGUUCAGCUAAAAGCAAACAAAAGGAUACUGCAACAAAAACCGGUGGCAAAUCUAAGGAUGAUGGAAAAGCAGAGUCAGGGUCUAAAGACAGCAACCCGAAGGGCAGUAAAAAAUCCAAGGAUCAAUCUCAGAAAGUUGGGGGCAAAGGUCAAGUUGAUUCUGCCAAAGCAUCUGGGAGAUCUAAAGAGGAUGUCGGCAAAAACUCUAGUAACUUGAAACAAGACAACCUACGGACUCCAAAGUCAAAAGGUGGCAAAACCCUCAGCUCUGGUGGUGCGAGAACAAAAUCUGGCGCAUCAAAGGUGAAAGAAAGUGAUAAGAUGAAGGAGAAAACACCUGAUACUGCAAAAUCAUCAGAAACAGCCAAAGGGAAAGCUAUAGAUGGUGCCAAAUCACGAGAAAGUGAGAGUAAGGUUGGAAAGAAGCGAAGAAAGUGAAUUAUAUGUUGGCAUGGUUAACCUAUUGGGUUGUCUUUUUCACAUGUCCAGUUAUUUUAUAGACUUUGUAGGCUAUAUUAGGCUUGACUUUUGUUAACUGUCUUAGCUUUAACAUUUUUCAUUGUAGUUGGUAGUGGUUAUGUUGGAGGUAGUACUGUUGGUCCUGUGGUUUAUCCUUGGAUGGAUGGAGUUUUAGUCUUAGUUAUGUUUAAUUUUUGAAGCCACUACUCUUUAAGUCUUAUGGUAAUAGAGAAAAGUUCAGCAGCA
Salvia hispanica is the source of this 3182-nucleotide messenger RNA. Its product is annotated as transcriptional regulator. Lineage: Eukaryota; Viridiplantae; Streptophyta; Magnoliopsida; Lamiales; Lamiaceae. Gene Ontology annotation, biological process: mitotic sister chromatid cohesion; DNA repair. The record is from RefSeq and is a predicted model, not a curated record. Gene Ontology annotation, cellular component: nucleus; chromatin.